AUGGAUUUGGUGUCGUCCAUCCUGUCCACGCUCUCUCUUCCUCGGAUCUCCGUCCACGCUCCUGAUCCUCCUCCUCUCUCUCCAUCCUCCCCUUCUCCUCCUCUGGCUCAGCACUCUGAUGCUCUGUGUGGCAGCUGCCCGUCUGGUUCUGCCCCACAGUCUAGCAGCCUGUGGCCCAGUCUGCCCCCGUCUGGUUCUGGUUUCCCUGCGUGGCCCGGUCAGCCCACCCAGCCUGCCCCCUGCUGGACCGGUCAGCCCAACACACCCUGCUGGCCGGCCACACAGCCGGUGUCGGUUCCGGCUCCCACUCAGGUCAUAGCUCCGGCUCCCACUGUGGUUCCGGCUCCGAUCCAAGUUCCAGCUCCAGCUCCGGUGAAUCCCUGUCAGCCAUGCUGGCCAAACACCCAGUACCAGCCUGCCCAGCCACCAGCUUCCAUCCAAGCUCCAGUUCCGACUCCAGCUCCAGUUCCAGCAGGUCCACCUGCCACCAGCAUCCAUCCAGGUGUAGCUGGUUGGCCCGCCCACCCCGGCUGGCCUUAUAACCCGGGACAGUCCGGGUGGCCUGGACAGAACCCAUCCCUCAUGCCUCAACACUGGCUGCCACCCACAUCUGGGCCUCUGAGUGUUCCAUACAACCUGAACCUGGCCAGAGGCGUCUAUGACAAGAUGAUGAUGACCAUCUUGGGCCAUGUGAAACCCAAUGCCAAAAUGUUUACUGUGAACUUCCUGAGAGGCAACGACAUCGCGUUCCACAUCAACCCUCGCUUCAGUGAAGGAGGUAAACAGGUGGUGGUCCGUAACCACAAACUGGGUGAACGCUGGGGCACCGAGGAGAGGGACCUGAAGGGGCCUUUCCCUUUUGCUCUCGGGAGCCCUUUUGAGAUGAAGGUCCUGUGCACCCCCGAGGCGUUCAGGGUGGCCGUGAACAACAUCCCGCUGUUUGAGUUCCGUCACCGCAUCAGAGAGCUCAACCAGAUCGACAGAAUCAACAUCCUGCACGACGUGGUCCUCACCUACAUCAACGUGGAGACUCUUCCUUAAGAAACACACUGAGUGAAUGCAUGAAUAAAAGUGUGUAGCAGAAAUACACACAGAAAUACACACCUCAUUUACAUGGAACUAAAACUGUCCAUUGCAUUGACCAUAAUGGAGCUCAAACUAACCCUUUAAUAUACAUAAGCUGCUGUUUUUCAGUGUGAACAUGCGACUGCUUUUGUAUUUAUUGUGUACAAUAUUUUCUAUAUUAUUAAAUCACGACUAACUGAGAAAAUUACCAACGUUGUCAGAAACAACAGUGAG
Messenger RNA from Acanthochromis polyacanthus (spiny chromis), 1299 nucleotides. RefSeq names its product galectin-3. The record is from RefSeq and is a predicted model, not a curated record. Gene Ontology annotation, biological process: eosinophil chemotaxis; monocyte chemotaxis; neutrophil chemotaxis. Gene Ontology annotation, cellular component: nucleus; immunological synapse. Gene Ontology annotation, molecular function: IgE binding; carbohydrate binding; laminin binding. Bases 1 to 1041 code for a protein of 346 amino acids. NCBI's taxonomy places the organism in Eukaryota, Metazoa, Chordata, Actinopteri, Pomacentridae. The transcript has 5 exons.